AUGCCUACAGCUACCAGGGGGCAUAAGUCAAAGAAGUAUCGGGAAGAUAAGCCCCAGACAACCGCCGAUAUUGGCGAUCUCCUAUGGAGGCCCCAAAGCUCCACAAGACCUGUCAUGGUGCCUCUCUCGGAUGGGCCGUCAUGUUCAUCCAGCGAAACAUCCCUCACCGAUCUGAGAGAGCUGGAGACACUGACAAGAAGUAAGCAGGCUUAUAAACCGUCAGACCAAAAAACUGGGGUGCCAGUGACGGAAUCCACCCUGAAGGCCCUCCUAGACGAGUUACGCCACAAUAUCGCUACUGACAUCUCUGCAUUCAGAGAAGAAAUCAGCAGAGUCUCGUCCCGUCUACAUGAUAUGGAGGUGACCACAGCAGGCCAUGAGACACGGCUUACAACACUGAAGCGGGAACUCUCUGCGCUAAAGUGCGAACAGGCAAAGACACAACACCACAUGGCCGCAAUUGAGGACCGGAGGCGGUGCAAGAAUGUAAAGGUCCGUGGCCUUCCAGACACUGUCGCCAUAGCUGAAAUACCUCACCUGAUCCAGAGGCUUCUGACCCAAUUAUUCUCCACCAAACCAGCAAAAUUGAUGACACUGGACGGCUGCUAUAGACUCCCAGUUCCACCCGCAGUUCCAAAACGGUCCCGACAAACAUGUGUUCAUGACCGCCAUCCGCAACAAGUCACUCUACACCUUUGAAGAUCAUCAGCUGACAUUCUACCCAGAUCUCUCCAGAGCAACCCUAGACUGGAGAAGGUCCCUGAGACCCUUAACUGUGGCACUUAUAAAGCACAAGGUGCCUUACAGAUGGGGAGCACCGAGGAGCCUUCUGAUCCCCCAAGAAUCUGGGACAUUGAAAGUGCUGGAGGAUACAGAAAUACCCAGCACUCUACAGAAAAUCAGGCUGGCUGCUACAUCAGAGGGAUCACCGACCCCUGCUCCGGCCACACAGCCAAAUUGCCUGGGACGCCUUAAGAGUGCGCCCUUUGUUCCUGCCAUGCUGCAGGGUAACCCUGCAACUACCGAUGUGUCCUGA
Pelobates cultripes (western spadefoot toad) is the source of this 1036-nucleotide messenger RNA. Lineage: Eukaryota; Metazoa; Chordata; Amphibia; Anura; Pelobatidae. The record is from the annotation of a GenBank genome assembly.